Sodiomyces alkalinus F11 is the source of this 1365-nucleotide messenger RNA. RefSeq lists its product as hypothetical. The record is from RefSeq and is a predicted model, not a curated record. The transcript has 5 exons. Gene Ontology annotation, biological process: regulation of DNA-templated transcription. Lineage: Eukaryota; Fungi; Ascomycota; Sordariomycetes; Glomerellales; Plectosphaerellaceae. Gene Ontology annotation, cellular component: nucleus; cytoplasm. Gene Ontology annotation, molecular function: protein binding; DNA-binding transcription factor activity. The coding region runs from base 1 to 1365 and encodes 454 amino acids.
AUGUUUACCGAAGAUUCGGUCAGCGCCAUCAUUGAAACCCAGCCACCUACGGUCUCAGCUCGCCGUAGGUUGCAGAAUCGAGAGGCGCAGCGCAGGUUCAGAGAGAGGAAAGCCGGGAAGAAGAAGACUGAAGGGGAGUGUGUCGCGACCGCGGCCGGGUUUUUGCUGCCAGCACAAUGGGAUCGGGGAGAUGGCGACCAAUAUGUAGUGGACACCGCCGACUACUUCAGCAUCGACGACCUAGAAUCUUUCAUGAACGAGAAUUCCCGCCAUGACGCCAUUCCGAGCUCUCACAGCCACCAGCUCUCCACCUCAUCGACAACCGAGUCGAUGUCAUUCCUCAUGCCGGAAACGUGCUCGGAGGACCAGCACAUGGGAUACGGGGAAACAAUACCAUCGUACUUGCCCAGUCACCAACCGACAUCUUCCCAAAUCACCCCCCGUGCCACCGCCGUACCGGGACUGCCUUCGAGCUCGGCCAUCACCCCGCCGUGUUGGAGCGACCAGCCCUCCGCCUCCCAGUUUUCCCGACACACAACCCCGGGCAGCGCCGGGGACUUGUCCAGCAUGGGGUCCGGGUGGGAAACCGGUCUAUCGGGAAGCUCCGACCCGGACAGCAGACCAGGAAGCGGCCGAAAUCCACCCUCAUCUCUACACGGCGGAGUCGGGUCAUACAGCACCCAGGGGAGGUUGGGAAGUAGCGGAAGCGGUAGCGGAAGCGGUAGCGGCAGCAGCAGCAGCAGCGUCAGCAGCGUCAGCAGCGUCAGCAUCAGCAGCAGUAACAGUAGUGUGACGAGCUACCCGGCAUCGGGGGCUUCGUGGGCAGGAAUGGAGCCGUCUGCGUUGCCGCCGGUCUUGCACGUUGCGGUGCGAGGGCGGAACCGCAGCGUGGUGGCCACGCUCCUGAAGCACUGCUGUUCUAUGAUCAACGCGCACGACGAGCGAGGGUGUACGGCGCUCCACAUUGCUGCUGGCUUGGGCGACGAAGCCUUGGUCUCGUUGCUGCUCAAGUACGGGGCCGACGUCAACUUGUGUGAUGGCCAGGGUCAGAAUGCUCUCUAUCUCGCCGUGUCGGCCGGACAUAACGAGGUUGUGGAGUUGCUGAUGCGCGAGAUUUUCCUUUGCUUUGCCGGCUGGGAGUUUGAUAUUGAAGGGCUCAACUUCAAAAUCAUGAAAUGUCUCGGCUUCAAAUCGCAACCUAACCGUGCCCUUCGGCUGCCCGACCACCCAGAGACCAGCGUCAGUCACAUGCAUCGCAUCGUUGGACCGUUGGAAGCGCAGUGCGACAUGACCUCGCCAACUCCCCGGAUGCAGACCUUUAUUCGACAAAUUAGAACCAACAGUCGGCGUGAAUGCCUGCAGUGA